GCAUCGACACAACUCUUCACUUCCCCUUUUCCCAAGAUUCCUCCUUUUCCCUUUCUUCAAUAAUUUCCCACUUACCUUCCAAACCAACAAAGUCUCUGCAAUGUAACGGGAAGAAGCUAUCUAUAGCAGCAACCCAACAAAAGCACUUCCAUCUAUAUACUUUUUAUUUUUCCCUUCAUAGAAACUACACUACUCUCUCUGCACUACUACUUCAAAAAGGAAAACUAUGAUUGAACUCUUUGAAUAUCAGCAACUUUUGUACGCAACAGAUGGUUUCUCAUCCACAAGACUUAUAGGCAAAGGAUCUCACGGAUGGGUUUACAAAGCUAUUCUCGAUGACAACCGAGUCGUUGCAGUUAAGAAGCCCUUAUCCGAAACCCAUUACUCCAAAGUCGACAACGAAGCUCGUGUUCUACUCUCCUUGCGCCCAAGUCCCUUGGUGGUUAACUUCCUUGGAACCACUUUCGACUCACCUUCUUACAAGAACAAGCUUUUGGUCAUGGAGUUUAUGCCCAAUGGCUCGCUUCGUGAUCUGUUGCUCCAACCCGUGCUUGCGCCUGUGCCAACUACUUCUUGGCAUAGACGAUUGCAUAUUAUCACGCAGAUUGCACGUGCGGUUUGUUUCCUUCAUCAAGCUAAUCCUAUUGUCAUUCAUAGAGAUAUCAAGGCAGAGAAUAUCCUCUUUGAUUCUAAUUGGGAUCUAAAAUUGGCCGAUUUUGGGCUCGCCGUCUCCGACGAAGGUGACGGAAAAUCCACUCGAAUAAUCGGCAGCCGCAAGCCCGCGGGAACAAUCGGGUAUUUGGAUCCUUCAUACACGACGGCAAGCAAAUUAAGCACAAAGAGCGACGUGUUCAGCUUCGGAGUGGUUGUAUUGGAAGUGAUUAGCGGCAGAAAAGCAAUGGACAUUUCUAAAUCCCCAGCGUCGAUCGUGGAGUGGGCAAGGCCAUUGAUAGAACAGAAUAAAUUCCAAGGAAUUUACGAUGAGAGAAUGACGUUGCCGAAGUGGGCGGAGCGGAGGUUGCGGAAAGUGGUGGAAUUGGCCGGACGAUGCGUUUGUGCAGAGCCGGGGAUGCGCCCUUCCAUGGCGGAGAUUGUGGAAGCCAUGGAAAUGGAAAUGAGUGCUUGUUGUUUGUGUUGCAUUCAAUUUUUUCAACCCAUGAAGUUCUUGAGAUUUAGAAGGAAGAGACGAUCCGAUUUUUGUACAAUGAUUAAUGACAUGUCUAAGAAAUAAACUAAAACUAAUGCUUUUUAUUGUCAAAUUGCAACUAAUGUAAGUAUUGAUUGUUCUUAGAAAAAAAAAGUUUUCUUAUUUUUAAGGGUCAAGGAAGAAGGGGAAGGAAGUGGGAUUGGGUCAAAAGUGAGUAGGUGUGAUGUUGCUAUCGUAGAGGAAGUGCUUACAAAAACAAAGGUUUGAAGAAGAGAAGUCCAAUUCAAAAGAUGACAAAACAGAAAGGGUAUUAGUAUUAGGUACACAUUCACUCAUACACUCUCUCCAAUCCUCUGCUUUGGAAAGGAGUUGAGGUGUGUAGAGUUGUGAACUCAGUUUUGGUUUGAAAAUUUGUGAUGUUAUGAUUAUCAAAACUUUUUUUCUUUAA
Molecule: messenger RNA, 1595 nt
Organism: Cucumis sativus (cucumber)
Lineage: Eukaryota; Viridiplantae; Streptophyta; Magnoliopsida; Cucurbitales; Cucurbitaceae
Product: serine/threonine-protein kinase-like protein At5g23170
Exons: 2
Coding region: 227-1231 (334 amino acids)
Biological process (GO): protein phosphorylation
Cellular component (GO): plasma membrane
Molecular function (GO): protein serine/threonine kinase activity; ATP binding
Source: RefSeq, a predicted model, not a curated record